AUGUGGCUCGCCACAUGGGAUGGCGUGUACUUUGCCAACAUUGCGUGCCACGGCUAUCAACAUGAGCAGAACUUUGCGUUCUUCCCUGGUCUCGCAGCGAUUGGCUCGUGGGCGCGAGGGAUGCCGUCUUGCCGGUGCUGGGCAGCAGCCAGCAUUGAGGCGGCCAACGCGGUUGCAUUCUUCCUUGCCACUGCCAUGUUGUUCAAGCUCACACGCGAGGUGAUGGGCAACGAGAGGGAUGCGCGUGUUGCUGCGAUGUUGUUCGCUGUAAAUCCGGCGCUGCCAUUCUUUGGCGCAGCCUACACAGAGUCCAUCUUUGCGCUGCUCGUCUUCUCUGCACUGUAUUGGCUGCUGCUGCCUGCAAGCAUUCUCUUCGCACUGGCAACGUGCAUGCGGUCCAACGGCGUUGUCACUGCAGGCUUCGUUGUCCACUUUGCGCUGUGCACGUCCUCGUCAAUCCCGCGAGCGCUGGCCCGUGCAUGUUUCGGGGUAGCGAUCAUCGUUGCUCCCUUCAUUGCGUUCCAGGCAUACGCCUACACUGUGUUCUGCAUCGACCGCACGGGUGAUGAUGGUCACACAACUGUUGCAUAUGAUCCGCCACCACCAUGGUGCAACAGCACCAUUCCUUCCAUCUACGGGUACAUUCAACAUCAUUACUGGCACGUCGGCUUCCUCCAACAGUACCAGGCAGCGCAACUUCCCAACUUUGUGCUUGCUGCACCUGUGAUGGUUGCAUCUGUCGCUGCCGUGUGGACGCACACACAACAGGGCCACAAUCGCACAACGAUGAUGGCGACAACGACAACACCUGCAAUCACGCGUCCGCCCCGCACUCGUGCUCAUUGCAAUGCGACCGCUGGCGGGUUUGGGGAUGGGCGGGUGUUUGUUGUUGCCGUGUACCACGCCUUUCUGUCGCUCUUUGCGCUGCUCACCAUGCACGUGCAAGUGUCCACGCGCCUGCUCGCCUCUGCCUCGCCGCUGUUGUACUGGUUUGGCGCCCAUGUGUUUCGCACGGGUGCGUGGUGGCAAGGAAGUGUGUGGCUGCGCGUGUCGCUUGCAUAUGCCGUCAUGGGGACUGCCCUGCACGCCCUUUUCCUCCCAUGGACGUGA
Salpingoeca rosetta is the source of this 1110-nucleotide messenger RNA. RefSeq lists its product as uncharacterized. NCBI's taxonomy places the organism in Eukaryota, Choanoflagellata, Craspedida, Salpingoecidae. Gene Ontology annotation, biological process: GPI anchor biosynthetic process. Gene Ontology annotation, cellular component: endoplasmic reticulum membrane; mannosyltransferase complex. The record is from RefSeq and is a predicted model, not a curated record. The transcript is spliced from 8 exons. Gene Ontology annotation, molecular function: alpha-1,6-mannosyltransferase activity; GPI mannosyltransferase activity. Bases 1 to 1110 code for a protein of 369 amino acids.